Molecule: messenger RNA, 291 nt
Organism: Vairimorpha ceranae
Lineage: Eukaryota; Fungi; Microsporidia; Nosematidae
Product: trna-intron endonuclease
Exons: 1
Coding region: 1-291 (96 amino acids)
Biological process (GO): tRNA splicing, via endonucleolytic cleavage and ligation; tRNA-type intron splice site recognition and cleavage
Cellular component (GO): tRNA-intron endonuclease complex
Molecular function (GO): nucleic acid binding; tRNA-intron lyase activity
Source: RefSeq, a predicted model, not a curated record
AUGUCAUUUCCUAGUUUAGAAUUCAAAAAAUCUGUCCUUAUAGAACAUUUUAAAUUUCUUGGAUUUUACGUAAAUGAUGGUAUAAAAUAUGGCAUAGAUUUUUUAUUGUACACCGACGAUCCUUCUAACGUACAUUCAAAAUACGGUGUACUAAUCGAAAAUAAUCAUUCUUUUUUUGAUUUAAUGAGUGUACAAAGGGUUUGUAAUUCAGUUAAAAAAGAAUUAAUAGUCGUUGUAUUCAAAAAUAGUACACAAUUUGAAUUAUUCUCUGUUGAAAGAUUUAUUGUUUGA